AUGGCGGCCUUAGGAAGGUUACGGGGUGCUAUAUUCCAACCACUGAUGAUACAAGUGCGGCAUCGGAAAAGCAUUGAUGUGCGGAAGCCUCCCCCUGGGCCUCUUCUUUGGCGUAUGUUACAGGAAAUAUCAGCUCCUAUUGAAAUGAAAACUAUCACACCAAUGGGUGAACAUUGUCAAACGAUGAGGCAGCAAAGAUCCUCAUUAACUGUUCUGAAUCAGUAUGAAGAAUUUGUAUUGAAGUACACUCAAGAAGUGCUGAAGAAUUGUCGUAUGUUGAUGGUCUACCAGCAUCUACCAAUGACGGCAAAUGAGAAAAAAAGCAUUAAAGUUAAAUUGGCAGAAAAUGAUUUUCACCUUUUAACUACACAGAACAAAAUUAUGAAAAUAGCUAUCGCUGACACGCGAAUGGCCAAUUUAGACCCGUUGCUGGGAUAUUGCAUUAAAAAAUGUUUGUAUUGUCUUUCUUUUUCCUUUUUUCUCUCGUAUUUUUCUUUUAUAUUUUUCUUUUGUCUUUUGUCUUGUUCUCUAUUGUCUUUUUUUCUCCUUUUUUCAAUUGUCUUUCUUUUUUUCUUUUGUUUAUCUUUUUCUCUUGUCUAUCUUUUUCUCUUUUCUAUUCUUUUUCUUUUUUUUUCUAUUGUCAUUUUCUCUUUUUACUGUUGUCUUUCUUUCUCUCUUUUUUCUCCCUUUGUUUACCCUUUUUCUUUUUUCUUUCUGUUUGUCUUUCUUUCCAUGUUUUCUUUCUUUGAUUUCUCUUUCUUUCUUGUUUUCAUUUUUCUUUUUCUCUCUUUUUUCUUUCUUUCUCCUUUUUUCUUUCUUUCUCCUUUUUUCUUUCUUUUUCUCUUUUUCUUUUUCCUUUCUUUCUUUCAAUGA
Molecule: messenger RNA, 873 nt
Organism: Acanthosepion pharaonis
Lineage: Eukaryota; Metazoa; Mollusca; Cephalopoda; Sepiida; Sepiidae
Source: the annotation of a GenBank genome assembly